Williopsis jadinii is the source of this 1730-nucleotide messenger RNA. RefSeq names its product Cub1p (gene CUB1). The transcript has a single exon. NCBI's taxonomy places the organism in Eukaryota, Fungi, Ascomycota, Saccharomycetes, Phaffomycetales, Wickerhamomycetaceae. Bases 240 to 1730 code for a protein of 496 amino acids. Gene Ontology annotation, cellular component: cytoplasm; nucleus. The record is from RefSeq and is a predicted model, not a curated record.
GCCCAUAGCAGGAUCAUGGGACAAAACUGUGAGGCCCCCCAAAAAAAAACACAGACAAAAAAGUCACACAUAGGUUAAAGAGGAAAAUUGAAAAAGCACCUGGAUAAAACUGUUUAUCCCCUUAAAAAGCAACCAAAAUUCUAUCUCGAAAGGACAAAUCGUUAAAUCGAAAUUGGACUAGAGGGAAACAAUCAAAAUAGGCCGGAUUGCACACACAGACAAAGGCCCAAUCAGAGAAAAUGCCACAUACAAACGACGUCCCAGACUCCGAGCGUGAAGUGUUUGAUUCAUUGACGGAGAUUCGUUCCAAGCUGUCCGCUUUGAAGAAGGAUCGCUCCCAAUAUCUCAACUCGAAGGAUGUCCAGACCGUCUACGGGAAGGUUAUGUCCCAUGUCCACGAGCUGCACAAGAUCCGGAAGGCCAAUCACACCGAGAAUGAGAUCGCCAACAGGGUUGACCAAGUGCUUGACGAUGUGUUCCAGCUGCUCUCGUUGUUCUUCCUUGCCGUGGGGUUGACCAAGGCUGCCCCUGCAACCUAUGCAUCCCUGAUCACUGUCCAACGUUUGUUGGAGCACCUCAGCGAGAGUAAAGUGUAUACACACCAUGACCUGACACCUAUCAAGCAGAGAUUGGAUGAGAUUGAGCAGAUUAUCCAGGAGAGCAGCGUUGAGGAGGAGGAACAUUCCCUCUUGAAGAACAAAUUGCAAGAGUGCCUGGAUGAAUACAAAACAGUUGAGCAUAAAAUCGACGGUGUCUCUCCACAAUUGCAGAGUCUCUUGGAGAAGCUCGUCUCUUUAAGAAGAAGACUGCUUGGUGUUGCCUCUAGACCAGACUCAUUUGAUCCUAAGGAGCUGGAGCCUUUGGAGGCUGAACUGCAGGAGUUGAGAACGCACAGAGAUUCCGAAGGUAAGUUCCAGUCCCUUGAGACUGGUCAAGUUGUUGUUGGAGGUCAAAGAGUAUUGAACGGUUUGCUCGAUGAUUGUACCAUCAUGAUCAACGAUCUACACGCACAUAACUUCAAGUUGGAUAAGACUCUUGAGCCAAUCUAUGAGCGUCUGCUCACGCUGAAAACCACCUUGGAGGAUCUGCUGGUUACUCGUAGAUGGACCCUUAGAGAAACAGACCUUUACACCUACCAGAAGCAAUUGCAAGAGAUUGACGACACCAGGGUAAACGGCAAGUUCCCAACAUCCUCCGAGGACUCUUCAAAGGGCCAAUUUGUGCUGCUGUACCUCUUGAGACGUUGUUAUGCAUUUGUCUACAAGCUGCUAGAGUCCAGUGAGCCUGUCAGCGAAGCAUUGCAGCCUAUCCACAACCAGCUGUCCACUGUUAGAAGAUGUCUGUUGGAGGUGAAGCGUAUGGGUGGUAUCAACUCUGCAAGGGAGCUAUAUCCAUACCAAAUGAAGCUUGCCUCUCUCGACAAUCUCCGUGAGGACGGUAAGUUUGUUGUGGAUGGCCAAGUGCCAGAAGGCCAAGGUACCCUGACUGCGCUGUUGGCCGAAUGCUACGACAUUUGUGAAGAGAUGAAGAUUGAAGCCGAGGACCGUGAAGAGGAGGAAGGAGAACAACACGACGAGGAUGAUGAUGAAGGGCUCUAUGAGCACGACGAUGACGAGGAGGAUGAUGAUGAUGAUGACCAGCAGGACGACAUCUAUGACGAACUGGAACCGGAAGACUACAACGUUCCAAGCUACGCACCAAGCAUCGCAGACUCCGAGUUGAAGAACUAG